Penaeus indicus is the source of this 4476-nucleotide messenger RNA. RefSeq names its product WD repeat-containing protein 47-like. The transcript has 12 exons. The record is from RefSeq and is a predicted model, not a curated record. NCBI's taxonomy places the organism in Eukaryota, Metazoa, Arthropoda, Malacostraca, Decapoda, Penaeidae. Bases 202 to 3015 code for a protein of 937 amino acids. Gene Ontology annotation, molecular function: protein binding.
GCAUCCAGGCAUUGCCAGGUGGCUGCGGGCGCGAGGAGGUCCUGCGGCAGGCGAGGGCGAGGGCGGCGGCGAGGCCAGAGUGACAGGUGUGCGAGAGAGGGAGCCUCCUGCAGGUGGACAGGCCCGGGGGCACGUGUUCGCGGAAGGAUCAGGGGGAGGCAGCGGUAAAAAGCGUGCAGAGUGCGAGUUGGCUUCGCCAAAAUGCCCAGUGCUCACCUGUCUCUUCGGGAGGAGGACGUGGUGCGACUGGCCUUAGAGUUCCUCCAAAAUAGGUACCUUCAUAUAUCACAGCUCAAUGUAGAAAGAGAAACGGGCAUUAUUAAUGGCAACCAUUCGGACGAUGCUCUCUUUCUUCGUCAACUGAUUCUCGAUGGGCAGUGGGAGGAUGUUCUUGAAUUUGUGCAACCACUUGAAGCAAUAGAUGCUUUUGAUACAAAGAAAUUUCACUUCAUUAUUUUGAAGUACAAGUAUUUUGAGUUGUUAUGUAUCAAAGCAGAAGCUCCCAAUCCCAGCAAGGAAGGUGCUGUUGAUGAACUAGUCAAGGUCCUGAAUGAGUUGGAGAAAUAUGCACCUAACAAGGAGGCAUAUUCUCAACUCUGCCUGUAUCUGACACUCCCGAGACUUCAUGAACACUCAGACUUUCGUGACUGGAACCCUAGUGCUGCUCGCGUACAAUGCUGGACUCAGGUGUUCCCGCUCGUGGAGAAGUUCCUUCCCGCCGAACGUCGCGGUGGUCUUGCAGGGGACAUGGAAGGAGUGGGAAUGGCCAAGAACGACCGCCUGGUGCAGCUGAUCAUCAAAGGCCUAUUAUAUGAGUCAUGUGUUGAGUUUUGCCAGAGUCAGGCCACUGGCGACAGCAGUAACUCCGGCACACUCAAAUUUCCCUCCCUGCUCUCUUGUACGACAUUCAGUGACUCUGAUCUCUCAUUGUUGUCUUGGCUGCAAAGUAUACCACCAGAAACCUUUGCCUGUCCUUUUGAACAAAAGACGCUAAAUGUUGAUGUUGAACGAUUAGAAAAGCCGUCUCUGGAAGCAUCGUGGACUGAACAUCUUCUUGUGACGCCAAUUAAACCAAGAACUUUUCCACACUCUGCAAUGCCGUACAAUAGGCCAAGAGCACGGGAUAUUAUGUCACGCUCUCUAAACCCGAAUCUCGAUGGUCUCCCAUUUGGUUUAGGUUCAAAUAGAAAUUCUAUGGCACUUUCUACAGGUGAUAUCAAUAUGAUGUCAAAGAGUAUUGCAAGCUUCCACCUUACAGGAAAGAAGACCAUGAAUACAUCCGUUGAUCGGCUUUUUGACACGGAAAAUGUUUUCACAAGUAGUUCGUAUGGGGAUCUGCCCACAAUCAUAGAAAAGGUUGGACUUCCCAAGCCACCUCCAAGGAGAGCACGCUCAAGAAGUCCUGACAAGAGACAGUCCACAGAUUCGCUCAACAAACCAGCUUUUUCGGACAAAGUUGAAAAGGAUAUUCGGGAAGAGAAACCGGGUACGCCACCGGCGCUGCCGCCAAAGUCUUCGCCGACACCACCCCAGAUUCCCCCACCAAACCAUACCCCUCCAAACCUCCCAGCCCCGUACCAGCAGCAACCACAGCAUUACCCUCACCCGAAGCAAAACGUCCCUCUACCCCCAGUACCAGACGGCAAGCCUUCCCACCCCCCACCCCAGCCUCCACAGCAGAACCAGAUGCCUCAGCAGCCUCCACAGCCUCCCUUCGACAGCAACUGCAAUGCCAACAAUGAUCGUGAGACGGGUGAACUCUUCAGCAUAUAUCAGCGGAGACAGCAGAUGAUGGGUCAGCAACAGCAGCAGAUGUAUGACCAGUACAGCAACAACAAUCAGAUGAUGAUGAACAUGGGAACGCUACAUCCGCCCAACAUGAAUAUGAAUCGGAUGAUGCCUGGGGUGAUGCCUCCGCCGAUGGCCGCCCCGACGGAGAACUUCAACCCUGCUGCACAACCUCCGUAUUUGCAAGGCUAUGACUCGCUUAAGACUGGCAGCAAAGAUGGAGAGGCCAAACCCAGAUUCCUUGCCGUCACAACACUGGAGGAUGUUCAGGCCGUGCGCUGUGCUGAGUUCCAUCCCUCGGGCCGUUUCUACGCCGUGGGAUCCAACUCCAAGACGCUGCGGAUCUGCAGUUACCCCAAACUUUCAGAGCUUAGUCUCCGCAGGGAGGAUCACACCACCUACCAACCGACAGUACUCUUCAAGCGCACCAAGCACCACAAAGGCUCCAUUUACUGCUUGGCCUGGAGCCCCAUGGGAGAUCUCAUUGCCACCGGCUCCAACGACAAGACGGUCAAGCUCAUGAAAUUCAACGCGGAUUCGUGUAAUAUGGACGGUCAAGAGAUCGAGUUAACAAUGCAUGACGGCACCGUUAGAGAUAUGUGUUUCAUUGAGGACUCGAGUAACAAAUCAUCUUUGCUCAUUUCGGGAGGCGCUGGGGACUGCAAAAUAUACGUUACAGAUUGUGCAACUGGCACCCCAUUCCAGGCUCUCUCAGGACAUACAGGUCACAUUUUAUCUCUGUAUACAUGGGGAGGAGCAAUGUUUGUGUCUGGUUCACAAGAUCGUACAGUCCGUUUCUGGGACUUGAGAACUAGAGGCUGUGUGAACGUUAUCACUCCUGCUGCAACACCUACAAAACCAGGAGCUCCCGUUGCAUCACUCUGUGUAGAUCCAAGUGGGCGGCUUCUCGUCACUGGUCAUGAAGAUUCAGUGUGCUCUCUAUAUGAUGUUCGAGGCUCACGAUGCAUACAGGCUUUCCGACCGCAUUCAUCAGAUGUGCGAUCAAUCAGAUUCUCUCCAUCGGCAUAUUACCUGCUUACUGCAGGUUAUGACAACAAACUUGUCUUGACAGAUCUUCAAGGUGAUUUGACUCUACCGCUCCCAAGCGUGGUUGUAGCUGAACACCAGGACAAGGUUAUUUCAGGUCGCUGGCACCCAUCGGACUUCUCCUUCAUUUCAACUUCUGCUGAUAAGAUGUGCACAUUGUGGGCAUUACCACCAGUAUAACAAGUUGAGAGAAUGUGGCAGUCAAAGAGAAUGAUUUACCCUACUUUUACCAGUAGAGAAAAGUAUGUGGUAUGAGGUAAUUCACAUAGAUUGAUAUUGUGUAAAUUUAUUAAACCUUGUGAUGAUGUAUCACCUUGAGAAAUUCCUCUACCUCAUCAAGGCUGGCAGUGUUAACCCAGAAGUCAUAGGGUAGUUUAUAGAUGAAUCUCAAUUAUUGCUGGUAAAUUGUCUAUGAUAUACAAAAGAUCAUGAAUGUGGAUGAUGUUCACAGGCAUGGAUCAGUCUCCAGAUAUCUUUGUAUGUGGUGAUGGUGGCGAGUUAGGAUUUAUGAAGAUAUGUUUUUUAUAUUGUAUUUAAAGGGAUGUGCAAAAAUAAUCACAUAGAUGAAUAACAUUAUAUACUUGUUAAGUCUUCACUACUUUUCAAGUUUCUGUUGUAAUUAAAAGUAUUAAUUUAUCUCACGACGUAAUGUAAACAUCUAUUUGUGAAGAGGUUUUUUUUUUUUUAGUGAAAAAAAAAAAAAAAAAAAAAGUCUCUCCUUAUCAGAAGAAAACAUGAAUACAAUAGCAUUAAAGAAUACUUAAGUAAUGUUGUCAUACUUGAAUCCACUCCUUAUCAGUAAGCUAGUCACAGAAAACUGUGAGUCAGCCAUAUACGUCAUUACCCACAGAAGUGCAGUGUUAUGUUAUUGCCAAGUCCUUAUGAUUAUUGAAUUUAUAUAGAGUUUUCAUGUAUAUUUAGAUGAGAAUGUUUGCAAUAUAUUGAUAUGCAAUAAUCUUUCAAAUGUUUAUGCUUAAUAUUUAUGUACUGAAUUUUUUUUUUUUUUUAGUAUGUAUUCUACUUGAAGAGGAAAAAAAAAAAGGAUGAAUGAACACUGUUGUUGUUCUCUGCAAGGAAUGUGUCCUGAAUUAUAUUUAAAAGAAAACCGUUUCUCAGCCUAGUGGAAAUGUACCCCCAUAUUUACUCCAGUUUCUUUAUUGCUUAGUACUGAAUAUUAUUUGGGUUCAAAAGCCUGGUACUUAAAUUAGAUUACUCUUCCUCUUUGUCAUCUUGUACGUAGGGGUGAUUAAUCUGGGUUCUAAUUAAAUGAACAUUAUUUAUAAACAAAUGAUGAUGAUCGCAUUAGUUCUUUAUAGUAGAGAGAGGUUUUAAAAUGGUACAGAAUUUCUACCUUGCUUUUUCCUCAAAUGGUUGAUUAGAAAUAUGCAUAUAUACAAAUAUAAUACUGUAAAGAAGGAUAGCCAUACAUGGAAUUCCAUGCAUUCUAAGAAGUAUUAGCAAUGAAGAAAUAUGGAAACCUUUUAUUGAUGAUGAUAAUGUUACUAAGGAGCAGAAUACAGGCCUCUGAAGUAAAAGCUUAAGGUAAUGUGUGUUAAGCUUUAAAUAUCCCGCUGUCUCAUCCCAAUCAAUGAACAAGCCAUGUAUAUUCUAGUGAGAAGUAGAAAAAUACAAAGAGUAUGA